GGCUGUUGAUAAACGGACUGGAAGGGAGAUGGAUGCGAAUAUCUGAGGUGGCAAGCCGCUUGGUCGGCCACGUGGCACACGUCUUGGUCGGCCACGUGGCACACGUCUUGGUCGGCCACGUGGCACACUUCUUGGUCGGCCACGUGGCACACUGUUUGGUUGGCCGCGUGGCACACUGCUUGGUUGCCGACGUGGCACUCUGCUUGGUUGCCCACGUGGCCCACGUGGCAUGCCGGGGUGGGGUGGUCGCACAUCGGUGGGAGCAAUAGAUAGAUGUCGCCGAAAGAUUCCGAACUCGGGACCCAUCUAGUUUGCAAAAAACUCUUUGCUGUCGGCGCGAUUAGACAUGGCGGGGGGGGGCAAUUACGGGUCAGUUCCCCCAGCAGUUGCAGCAGCUGCCACGUGGCGCCUUGAGGCGCUGCCACGGCGGAUCGUUCUCGGGGCUGUCGGGACCUUCGCACUGCUGGGCACGAGUGUGUUGAAUAAAAACCGAGUCGUCAACAAAAAAACUUUGCUGGACCUCAUUUACAAUCGUCCCGCAGGAAAACCAUUGCUGACGUGUAGCAAUCACAUGUCCACGCUGGAUGACCCGUUGAUGUGGGGGCUGAAAGGUGUGGCAUUUUGUUCCCCGGAGAAGAUGAGAUGGACUCAGGCGGCAGACGACAUCUGCUUCACGAACCCCCUCUAUUCUUAUUUCUUCCGACUGGGAAAGUGCAUUCCCAUUCGUCGUGGGGCCGGAAUCCUCCAGCCGGGGAUGCAGGAAACACUCGAGAAGCUCGAUGUUGGUGAUUGGGUUCACGUCUUCCCUGAAGGAAAGGUGAAGCAAAAUGAUGACCUGGUAUUGCCUAGGCUCAAAUGGGGAAUCGGCCGGUUGAUCUCUCAGGCGGAUACUGCACCGAUUGUUCUACCAAUCGCACAUAGUGGAUUUGAAAAGGUUUUAACCCCUCUGAUGAGCCGGUUGAGUGGCAACGGCGAAAAAGCUUUUAGGGGAGCCACACCCCUCCUGCGGCACGGCGCGCACAGGGGGGGGGGGGUUGCGAGGACACGUGUGACUGUGUCGCAUGACGUGGAAGAUUUCGCGCGGGUGCAAUCACCACCAGGCACACCACGUGGCCAAGCAGUUCCGGAGAAGGGAGGGGCCGCGAAGGUGGCGGUGCAAGGAAGUGGCCAAGAUGCACAUCGACAAGACCCUAUCGCCUCGCAGGGCGGUGCCGUGGCGGGAUCAUCUAGACCGACGGCGGUCGCAGCAGCCGUGGAGAGCCGUGGGGAAGGCGACGACGACGAGCCUUUGAUGAAUAGGCAACGGCGGGGGAAUGCACGGGAUGGGAUUGAAGCUGCAACGAAGUUGUGGGUGGAUGACAUGAGGUUCUGGAACGAGAUGGAGGGCAAUGGACUGUUCAAGGUCAUCCAAGAAGCGCGACUUCAUUUGCUGGCCAUCGCCAGGGAGUCGCCACCCCCGUGAUCCAUCGAAGUAUAGCCCUCCCUCACUCAAGUAUCCCGCAGCACAAGAUCGAAGACGAAUCACAGCUGAAGGCGGCGAAAGACAGGGCGACGAAAGUGCAGAGCAUCGCCUUGCGCGUCAUCCACGGAUGGAUCUUCAAGUCCUCGAGUCGCUUACGGGGCCACCACUCCGCAUACGGGUACGACCUCAACCACGCUGCGACGGACAUGGCACGUGUCAUGUGGCUUGGAGAGGACUGGUGCACGUGUGUGAGCCCCGCUAUCUGCCACAUCACACUGGAGAUGGACAUGAAGCUCCCCGUUUGGUUCAUCGGCGCGCACAUCGAGGACAGACACGAGGAGGACGAGUUGGCAUGCUACCAAGGGGCGACCAUGCAGCGCCUGGUGAGCGCCUUCACUACCGCCGUCAGUCUGGUGGGAUCACGUUCGACCAUGACGUCAUUCUUCCGUCGCCGAUGGCCGCAAAAAAGCUGGAAUGGUUGGGCACUGGCCCCCUGGAGGAUGACGACAAAAAAGUGCGUGACGACAAGGAUGGGGCGAGGUAGAGAAGCACAGUCGGCGUCGCGUACAGGACGGGUCACGUCGCGUCGUCGGGUGUGUGGGUGGCCCUGUUUCAUGAAUUGGAAAUGAAAAUGCCCAAGCCAA
Molecule: messenger RNA, 2106 nt
Organism: Chara braunii
Lineage: Eukaryota; Viridiplantae; Streptophyta; Charophyceae; Charales; Characeae
Source: the annotation of a GenBank genome assembly